Nezara viridula (southern green stink bug) is the source of this 1167-nucleotide messenger RNA. The record is from the annotation of a GenBank genome assembly. NCBI's taxonomy places the organism in Eukaryota, Metazoa, Arthropoda, Insecta, Hemiptera, Pentatomidae.
AUGGAUGUUGAAACAUAUAUUUCUGAGAAUUUGGCUCUACACAGGAAACUAGAAAGCAAAGAAGAAGCUCUUAUUAUAUUGAGCCAUGAACUAGCAAAAUGCAAAGAAGAAAGAGAUGAGUUAAAGAAAUUGUUUUUAAAUGGAAGCAGCACUUCUAAAAGUUUAGUCCAUUUUGAGAGGUAUGGAUAUGUUGACAGUGAUGCUGUGAAAGCACUUAAUGAUAAGAAUAAAGCAUUAUUCAUAGAGAUAAGGGACCUUAGGCAUAAACUACAGAAUGCAUACACUGAUCUCAAGGUUUUGAGGGCUGAAAGAUGGUCUAAAAGUGAUUCCUUACAUCAAAAGGAGGAACUGGUCCAAGAGGUUGAAGAAGCGAAAGCUCAACUUAAAGAACUAAGGUCUGACUUACAAGCCUUAUUAGAUGAGAAAGAAGAGCUGAUAACCGAGCGGGACGCUUAUAGAUGUAAAGUGCAUCGGCUCAAUCACGAAUUAGCAAUGGCCUUAAAAGCAUCACCAUCUCUAGAUGUUGAUGCAGUCCUAAUGGAAAGCAGGUAUAUGAAAGAGAGAUUAGAUCAAGCAUUGACAGAAAUUGAAAUCACAAAACAUAUGCUAUCAAAAUACAAGGGAAUGCUCGAUAAAAAGAAAUUGAAGGGUGCUAUUAAACUUGGUGCUAAUGAUGAACCUAGAGGCCGAAUACUCACUCAUAAACAAGUGGUUGAAUUUUUGGAAAAAGAAGAAUCUGUAUGGCAACGCGGGGUGAUGAAUAAAGAAGCUACUCUGUCAGAUCUUCGUGGAUUGUGUAUGGCAUUGGUCGAUUCAUUACAAGACAAAUCUCUUUGCUUGAUGCAUCAGAAGAAGGCAAAUAAACUGAUUGCGGAACGAGUGAGAAUACUUGAAGAAAGACUUUCAAAGUAUGAGUCUUCCUCUCCCAGCCAAAUACUCCUUGAAGGGUAUUCCAAUGCUUCAGUGGAUAGCCUACCACCACUAACUUCAUUUGAAAAACAAACCAAGGAAACAGUUGAGAAAGAUCUGAGAAAAGCAUUACCUUGUAUAUUAAAAGAGGAAAUAUUAGACGACGAAACUUCCAGUGAAAAGCUACCAAAGGAACUUGAAGAUUUGGUUAACAAAGCUUUACUUGAGGUACAAUUGGAUGAAGAAAAUGUCAAAUGA